Messenger RNA from Stylonychia lemnae, 837 nucleotides. Lineage: Eukaryota; Ciliophora; Spirotrichea; Sporadotrichida; Oxytrichidae. The record is from the annotation of a GenBank genome assembly.
AUGAGUUGGUUAUGGAACCUGCUUACCCCAUCAAAGUCUAAGCCUCCAGCCACGCCUUUGAAAGAUACUGCAGAAAAGGACAAGGAGAACAUUAAAGAGGAAUAAAAGGUUGAAAAAUCCAAAUUAAUAAAAGAGUAGCAAUAAGGGGGAUUAAGCGGUUUGAGCAAUAAUGAUAAAAUUUUAAAAGAUAAACAGCUUAACAAUCUUGAUAAAGUGAAAGGAAAUCAGCAAAUAAAUUUAGAAAAAUAGAAGUAUUAGAGAUAGAUAACAGCAUUAACCACGGAGGAGACAGAGGAUAACUAUCAGGAUUAGGAAUCACAGAUAUCGGGUGAAAACAAAUAAUAAAUACACAUCGAAUCUAGAUCCUCAAAAAGUGACUCAAAUGAGUACUUGCGUAAAAUGGAGCAAUUGAAAAAAGUAAUUCUAGAAUGCUUCAACAAUUAUUAGAUUAUCUCAGAGCCACUGCAGGAUCCAGAAUCUUAUGUGGAGUAGCUCAACUCUAAAAAGAGAAAGGCUGAAGAUUAAUUAUUUGAAAUAGAGGAGUUAAGUUCAGGUACGAAUAAACGAUAAAAACUAAAUUAAUCUUCUUAAUACUCGAAAAUUCGUUAAGGAGGCCUCUAAUAUGGAGAUACUCCAUACAGACUAAAGAAGGUAAUUUUGAUGGAAGGCGAAACAUUCUGGGAGGUUGAAUGGAUUUAGAAUCCUGACAAGCAAUCUAUAGUGGUUGAGCAAUUAGAAGACAGCUAUGAAAGACAAUCUAACUUGAUGAAAUGGAAUGAGAGUGUAUUUCUUGAAUUAAAAUCUUAAUUUAUUGUUACUAAAAAUCAAAAUAUGUGA